Messenger RNA from Symbiodinium sp. CCMP2592, 672 nucleotides. The record is from the annotation of a GenBank genome assembly. NCBI's taxonomy places the organism in Eukaryota, Dinophyceae, Suessiales, Symbiodiniaceae.
AUGAAGCAAGAUGGCAGUGUGAGCGCAUGGGGUUGGGAGGCUUCAGGUGCAUCUUCCGUUGCAGGCUUCACUUCUGGUGUCGAAGCUGUCUUUGCAAAUGACAACGCUUUCGUGGCGCAGAAGUCAGAUGGCACGUUGGUCAGUUGGGGGAAGGGCGUCAGCAGCAGUGGUUUUACUCUGUCCGGCAUGGUGCAGUUUGUGACCAGCAGCGUACAAUUCAGCACCGUGGCGGCAAAAGUCGAAUCCGCCAUCGAGUUUAUCCAAGCCACAGAUUCUGCCUUCGCUGCCAAGCAUGUGAACGGAAGUGUCGUCACGUGGGGACUCAAGCAUCGUGGCAGAUCAAAUUUCAUCCGGGGUGGCCACGGACCCCUGCUACACGCAAACUUCAACGACGUUCACGUCGGAGACGCUCACUUCGGUAACGCUCACGACAUCAACGACAACGAUUACUACGGGGACAAAUACUUCGUUGACCUCGACUACGUCAUCGUUGACGCUCACGACGUCCACUUUCACCACAUCGCCGACACUACGCAGACAUCCACAAAGACACUGUUGACUGGAACGACGCUCAUUGCAACGGUGACCACUGCAACGGUGACGUCCACCUCCAUGACAACGACAACGUCAACGGUGACGGAACAUAAGGAGCCUCGGCAGGGACUUCGGUGA